This is a messenger RNA of Exserohilum turcica Et28A, 966 nucleotides long. RefSeq lists its product as uncharacterized. Lineage: Eukaryota; Fungi; Ascomycota; Dothideomycetes; Pleosporales; Pleosporaceae. Gene Ontology annotation, molecular function: cysteine-type deubiquitinase activity. Gene Ontology annotation, biological process: protein deubiquitination. The coding region runs from base 1 to 966 and encodes 321 amino acids. The transcript has a single exon. The record is from RefSeq and is a predicted model, not a curated record.
AUGGCCGACGCAUCACCUGCACCCGAAGCCGAAACCCUAGAAGCACUCCAAGCCCGUCAUCGCAAAGAACAACGCGAUCUUGUCUCGCGUACGACACAAAAGAAGAAGCAAGCGAGCAAGAAAACACGAAAGGGCGUCAACGAAGAGUGCGAGCGGCUAGAGAGGGAAUUGAAGGAGCGACAGGAGCAUGAAUUGGCGCUUCUGAAUGGAGAGGUCGUGCAGCAGGACCACGAAGACGUCGAUUUGCCUUCGGACGACGAGACACAGAAGGUCCAAGAAGUUGCAAAACUCAAUAUUGGUGGAAACACCGCUGGAUCCAGAGAAGACGACAACCAGGAAGACGCUGCAGCACCCAAGUCAAAGAAGCCUAAUCGCGCCAAAGCCCGUCUCGCCCGGCGGGCUGCCGAACAAGCAUCGAUGAUCGCUGAUGCGCAGCGCGAGGCUGCAAAUGCACCAAAUCCACGAGAGCUUGAGCGGGAACGCAUGGCGACACAACUAGAGAAACAUGGCCUGGUACUGCAUGAGAUACGGGCAGAUGGGCAUUGUUUGUAUGCUGCUGUCGCGGAUCAAUUGCAAACAAGAGAGCUAGGCUUGAAACCGAGGAUAGAGGUUACAAUGGCUAAAACUGAUGGCAAAGAUGAUACCGAGAAAAAAGAGAGCUACAAGGCGGUCCGGCACGCAGCAGCAGACUGGAUACAAGGCCACGCCGACGACUUUUCCGGCUUCAUGGAAGACCCGCUACCUGAACAUGUUCGCAAGAUUAGGGAAACUGGUGAGUGGGGCGGGCACCUGGAGCUUCUUGCGCUGGCUAGAUCGUACGGAUUGAGAAUAUGCGUGCUGCACAGUGACGGGAGAGUUGACAAAAUAGAGGCCGAAGACGGCGGCGUACACGAGAUUUGGCUGGGCUACUACAAGCAUAGUCAUGGUUUGGGAGAACACUACAACUCGCUGCGAAAAGUUGGGUGA